ACCCAAUUAUGCCGCGGUGCUAAUUCUCGCCCUCGUCCUCUUCACUACCCCACCCCUCCCCCGAAGAUGUCCUUCUUCGGCUUCAAUACCGCCCUACCUAGGGAUCGAGCUCCUCCGAUUGAAACUCGGGGCAUCUUCGACACCCCUGACCCGUUCGCCGAAGUUGCCCGCGCCCGAGCAGAAGGCUACCAAGGCGGCGAAGAUGACGACGUGAUUGAUUUUGAAGAUACUUACGAUGGUCUGGGAGACCAGCUCGACGACGACCAAGAUGCGUUCAAUGACGACACGUUUGGUGGUGGUGGUGGCGGCGUCGACCCUGGCCCUGUCGGAAAGGAUUUCGAUUUCUUCGGGAGAACCGCUCAGGUCGCCGACGUGAUCGGAGAGGAGCAGAUCCGCUACAGUCUACAGCAACCUGGUGCACCCGCUGGCGCCUCUGCGACUGCGACGCAAGCCACUGUCGAUACGGCUCUGCCAAGCGCUGCGGCCCAGAAGCCCAAACGCACCGGCUAUGAGAAGUACCAGGACCCGGGCUAUAUCCCCGACCUCCAGGCCAAGUCUAGCGUCUGGGGCAUGCCCAAGAAACCGGAGCCACAGCCGCAGCCGCAGCCGGUGUCGCAGUCGCAGUCGCAGUUGCAGCUACAACAGCUGCAGCAGCUGCAGUUGCAACAUCAGCUCACACCUCAGAUGGUAUCGCAGGCGAAGAAGAUGCUGAGCUUAGAGGAGGUGGAAGCGCAGCUGCGCAGACAAGGUCCGGGUUCAAUCCCUACCCAGCUCCCAUUGCCGCACCCGUAUUCGAUGCCAGAACUGGCUCAGCCGCUUCAGCGUGCACAGAUGCCGCCGCUUCCCGAAGGCUUCGCACAGUUGCCGCCGGAGAUCCUACAGGCCCAGCUCGCCAAGGGUGUCGCGCACGCAGUACAGCAUCAGCCAACAAUGGUCCCGGAGCCGUACCCGCUUCCGGCGCACCCUCCGAACAUGCCGAUACAUCUUCUGCAGAAUGCCAACCUGCCGCCUCAGCAUAUGGUGCCGCCUCAGCGUCAGGCGAUGUCGCCGGCAGCUCAGCGACCUCAACUGCAGCAACAGCAGCAGCAGCCCAUACCCCAGGCUCCUCGUGGUAACAACGCUCAACUGCCAGUGAUAACCAACUCCCAGCAGUUGAUGCAUUUGACCGAAGAGCAGCGUAUCGCGUACUUGAUGGAAGAUGCUAAGCGUGCGAAGCGCAAUCAUAAGAUCUUCCUCCUGUCCAAGGGUAACGGACUGAUGACCCCGCAAGACAAGAAUUUCAUCACGCGAAUCCAACUACAGCAGCUCGUCGCAGCCGCCGGGAGUGUUACGGACUCGGAUUCGGAAGCUGUCUUGGCCGAGGAUUUCUACUAUCAGGUCUACAGCCAAAUCCGUGGGGCCCCACGCCAACACCCACACCAACCUCUCGGACACUUUGCGCAGACAUACCUUCUUCAGACAGGCAACAGGAUUGGAGGCCAUGGAUCUCGCCGGCAGUUUCAGAGCGCCGACAACCACAUGCAGAGAAUGCAGCAGCAGGUCCAGCGUGCGGUGGAGGCCGCUAAGCAAAAGCCCAAGAACAAGCAGCUUAUUAUCGAAGGCAGCUUGGGCAAGAUCUCCUUCAGCAACGCCAAAACACCAAAGCCUAUGCUUAAUAUCAAGCGCCCUGAGAGCUCUGAAGGUACCAAGACGGUGAAGAAGCCACACACCGACCUGAGCGUCAGUGACCGCAAGUCCGUUCUGACCAACCUUGAGAGUGUCUAUAGCACCCUGAUGGAGAUGGAAGACAUGGAGCGCACGAUGCCUCCCCCGCCUGAUGAGAACGACGCGGAGGCGAUUCAGAAGCACAUGGAAUGGAGACAGAAUAUCCGCUCGCUCAAUCAGAAGCUGUGGCGAGAACUCCGGGUCAUGGAGCCCAUUGUUCCCAACACCAACACUCCCCAUCCGUUCAUUGCUUUCCUCUCUUACGCAAAGGGCAAAAAGGCCAUCCCUCGUAUCUUCCGCCACAUUGAUCAGGAACAGCGUGUCACCAUCCUUACUAUGAUUGUCGUUCACUUGGAUUCCUUGGAUGUCGUCCGGCGCGCACAGCCCGUGCCCGGAGAAACCCAGCCCUCUCUGGCGGUUCGGGAAGCCAUCGAUCUUUUCUCCCAGGCUGUCAUGCCCAGUCUUCUGGGUUACGUCAAUGAGGCGCCAUUCAACAUCAUCAUUGGGCUGUUGGGGCUUGUUAUUGCGCAGACUCAGGUUCAUAUGAUCUCUAAGACCCGUAUUGGGCUUGGAAUCUUAACCAUGCUUCUCAGUCGUGCCGAGAUUGUGAAGGAAGCUGGACAGGCUACCGAGCGGGACUGGCAACAGUGGGUUGAAAAGUUCAACGUGUUGUUUGACACCCUCGAGCCCAGCUUCGGCGAUAUCUUCCCUAGCUCGAUCAACGCUGGCGACGACAUGUAUGUAUGGCAGUUUCUGGCUGCAGUUGGCAUAGGAGCCAGCCCCGAACAACAGCAGCGCUUGGUUAUUGCAGUCAAGGACCGGGUGAUGGAGACGGUGACCUACAGCAAGACGCUUCCUGCCGACAUGGCCAGCCAGCGCCUUGGCAACGUUAAUCUCUUCAUGAGGGCUAUUGGCCUGGAUGUUGAACUUCUAGGUUAAGAAUCGACCGAAUGAGGAGGCACUUCUUUAGCUGGCCAAGUCCAAAGUUCCCAGGACAUGCUCUAGACCUGUCCACGUGUCGUUUGGGGCCAGUUCGAGAUUGAUCCCCAAUCGAUCUUAAUCCACCGGGGUCCAUCAUGACAGGGUCUGUCCGCUGAUCUCCGUGCGGAUUUGCUUAGCAGAGUUGGCCUAUAUCAAAAUCGAC
This is a messenger RNA of Aspergillus sclerotioniger CBS 115572, 2848 nucleotides long. Its product is annotated as deadenylation-dependent mRNA-decapping factor PAT1. NCBI's taxonomy places the organism in Eukaryota, Fungi, Ascomycota, Eurotiomycetes, Eurotiales, Aspergillaceae. The record is from RefSeq and is a predicted model, not a curated record. The coding region runs from base 67 to 2643 and encodes 858 amino acids. Gene Ontology annotation, biological process: deadenylation-dependent decapping of nuclear-transcribed mRNA; P-body assembly. The transcript has 3 exons. Gene Ontology annotation, cellular component: P-body. Gene Ontology annotation, molecular function: RNA binding.